UCGAUUUCAGUCGAAAGGGAAAACCCGCUUAGCCCGUCGAGUUAUUCUCGCGGCGCACAGAGUUUCACGCGUGUGCCUUCUUCUUUCGAUCAUUCUCCUCAUCGGUAUCCUAGUUAAUCGCGCGUUAUAUUCACGGGGCUCAUGUCGUUCGAUUGUUGUGGCAACGGCGAGGUCGCCGGCGAGACGUUCGCGAACGGCCUUGAGGACGUGUCACGUACCUUGCGAGCGACAUACGACAGUCUCGGUCUCCAAGGUAUCGAAACCAUCGAAAGUCUCAUACGCGAGUGGUACGCGUUGUCCGCUGUCUUCGUCGUUGCCUUCCUAUUAAUCUUACGCAUACGAUAGCCCGUGUUCACGUGACGCCGCCGAGCGACCUUCGACCUGAAGAGUAGCGCGAUCUUACGGAGCACGCGUAUCACUGUUUUAGUGUUUAAUCGCCGGUGCAAGGUGUACGUUUCGGGGCGGUCGAUGCAAAUAUAAUACGACUGGCCGGCAUUCGCCGUGUAUCACUUUCGCCGUGUCGCGUUUAUUGACACGGUGCAAAUGCUCGCAAUGGCGUCGGUCUGAACGUAUCGCUCGCGUUACCUCGGGGUAUCGUUCGACGUGCCGCGUUAGUUGAUCGUAUUUUUCAUCUCGAGUAUAAGCGUGUUGUGCGUGCGAGUAACUAUGGUCUGUCGUCUGCGGACGUUGUCGGCGUUCCCCGGAAGAAAUAACCGGAGUCGACCGGAGGAGGAAUGAAUGAACGGGCUGUGGAUGAUAGGACCGCGGGAGGGGAUGCGUCGUCGGCCGUCGCGUUGUGACGGCCUGCUGCCUGCUUGCCGAUUUGCAUCGAGGUGGAGUAGUGUUAGUAGUUAUUACUGGACGAGGAACAUAUUAUUGGAAGAGGGCAAUGUGGUUUGCUCGAAUGAAAGUCGUUUGAACGGUCGAGAGUGUCCUCCGACGAGGAAGAAUCCCGGCUAGGGUCAGAAGGAAACGAUAGAAUAGGGCGGUAGACGGGAUAAACGGAUAGUCGAUUAAUCCCGGAUAGAAUGGCAGGCGAGGACACGCAGAUCUUGGCUAAUGGCAACGUCGAGGCUCUCACGAUAAUUCCACCGAAGAUGACGAACGGUAACGGGCUGAUCUGCGGUAAGCAGCACAACAACAACGGGUCGAUACCGAACGGCAGGUUGCACGAGAUAUCAGCGACGGAAAAUGGGAAGCUGAUCAUGUCCGACGAGAAAUCGAGCAGCCUUCACACGGAGUUCGAUGAUCCGGACGUGUCUUGCGGCUGGGGUCCCUGCAGGCCGCACUGGCUUCAAUAUUUCGCCACCAAGCAGGCCUUCUUAGUUACCUUCUGCAUCACUUGGGUACUUCAGGGCAUGUACUACACGUACUUCGUCUCGGUGAUCACCACGAUCGAGAAGCUGUUCCAGAUCCAGUCGAAAACGACCGGGAUCAUAAUGUCGGCCACGGAGAUCGGUCAGAUCGGCUCCUCUCUCUUACUGACGUAUUACGGGGGCCAAGGUCACCGGCCUAAGUGGAUAGCUUGGGGCAUGAUUCUGUUCGCGGUCAGCUCGUUCACCUGCUCGAUGCCCCAUUUCAUCUUCGGCGAACAGCUGAUCCAUCAGAACGAGAUGUUCUUCAGCGGCGUCGGUCCGGGCGACCACAACAACACCGACCCGAUGAACCUUUGCAAGCUCCAGGAACAAUCGGAGAACAUCACUCUCAGUAGAUUUACGGAGCAGAGGAUACAGAACAAAAUAACGACGGUGGUCCUGGCUAUAUUUUUCGUCUCCUUAUUGGGCGUUGGAAUGGGUCAGACAGCGGUCUACACCCUCGGUAUCCCUUACAUCGACGACAAUGUGGCCAGCAGAGAAAGCCCUCUCUAUUUCGCGAUUACGAUCGGGGUGAGGAUCCUCGGGCCGGCGUUGGGAUUCAUUCUCGGCUCAUUCUGCACGAUGAUUUACGCAGAUUUGUCGAAACCGCAAAUCACGCCGACGGAUCCGAGAUGGGUCGGGGCAUGGUGGCUCGGUUUAGUGCUGAUAGCAGCGAUGCUGAUGCUGGUGAGCAUAGGAAUGUUCGCGUUCCCGACGCGGCUGCCUACGAGCAGAACCACGCCGAAACGAGUGGACGCGAAAAAGCCUAGUCUCCGAGACUUCCCUAAAGCGGUGAAGAGGCUGUUGAAGAACGACAUUCUUAUGUUCCGGACGGCCAGCAGCGUGCUGCACAUCCUACCGAUCGCCGGCCUCUACACCUUCCUGCCAAAGUACCUCGAGAGCCAAUUUCGCUUGCCAGCUCAUCAUGCGAACAUGAUCUCAGGUGUCGGUGGAAUUUUAGUGAUGGGUUUGGGUAUUAUAAUUAGCGGCGUGUUCAUACUGAGAGCAAAGCCUAAUGCGAGGUUCGUCGCAGCCUGGAUCGCCUUCACAGCAGUAGUUUACGCGAUCGGCAUGGGUGUGCUCAUGUUCAUCGGUUGCCCCAUGGACGAUUUCGCUGGCCUCGUCUCGCAUUCCGACGGAUCAUCCAGUUUCGAGCCGACGUGCGAGGCUACUUGCGACUGCGUUCGAAACAAGUUCAGUCCGAUUUGCGGUGUCGAUGGGAAAACGUAUUUCUCUGCGUGUCACGCGGGCUGCUCCAAUUACACGGUCGUCGAUGGCAAGGUGUCUUCGUUUAACAACUGCCAGUGCAUCGGGUCGAACCUGACGAUGACACCGCCGGAAAUAGCCAGUACAGCGACAAUCGGCUACUGCGAGCUCGAGUGCAGUAACUUUUGGGUCUAUAUGGUCCUGUUCUCGGUGUUCGUUUUUAUCCAUUCGACCAGCGAGGUCGGCUCCAUGCUGCUAAUCCUGCGAUGCGUGGAUCCUCGGGACAAGGCGAUGGCUCUCGGUCUAAUACAAUUCGCCAUUGGCUUGUUCGGUAACGUCCCGUGUCCGAUCGUUUAUGGCGCCGUGGUGGAUUCCGCCUGUCUCGUAUGGGAAUUCGCUUGCGGCGAGCGCGGCGCUUGCUGGCUUUACGACUCGAAUGUCUUCAGAAUGUUCUAUCACGGCACCACGGGGGGGAUUCUGGUUCUCGCGUUCGUGGUGGACAUAGUCGUCUGGUACAAAGCGGGGAGUAUAAAUUUCGUGGAGGAGCAGGAAGUGGAAGAGGGUACCGUGGAGGAGAUGGCCACCCUGAAAUCUCAGGACGCGCAGGUGGUGGACAACGAUUAUUUGUGAAUGGGUCCCGGCCAGCGUCGAUGAUAUCCUACGAAGCACGUCGUGGAUUGAGACGAAGCAUGACGAGGCGUCUCCGACUGACCGAGAGAGAGCCUCGGGUGGUAGCGCGUGUCACGCUCGCUUCAGGGCCUCGAGCCCGGGGUCGCGUCGCGAGGCAGCAGAGCCCUUUAACGGGGCAGAGACACUGGUGCUUGAUCCUAUCCUGAAGAUAGAAAGUCGAGAAUCGGAACGAAGGAGGCGGGUCGCCCGUAGUUUCCGAAGAGGCUGUGCCGAGGUCUCAAAGUGCGUCGUUUCAAACAGAGACUUUAUUUUUCUCUGAAAAGUUUCGCGGUUUGGCGUCGAAGAACAACGAACAGGUAGCGUAUGAGAUAUCUAAAUUUCAUAUCAAUUUGGAUGAAGGCAGAGGCGGUCGACAGAGGCACUGUUCCCUCGGAACUCGAGGUCCUCGGAUCUCGCCCGAGCUACUGUUAGGCGCUACCGUCCGCGUUUCGCUCCACGAAUAUACCUAGAGAAGUAGGCGAACCGUACACGCGACCGAUUUACGAUCGGCGAACGUCCGUUUAAUAAUCGAGAGGAAACGCGCGCGGUACCUAUAUCUCAUCGUAUGCUCGAACAAAUAAAAUCGGAAUGAAUGAUCGUAAAAGUAUAAGGACGAUGACGAUGAUGCGAAUGAGGGAAAUAAGACGACUACAUAUUUUUAGACGAUUUGAAUGGAUAAAGAACAAAGGG
Ceratina calcarata is the source of this 3920-nucleotide messenger RNA. RefSeq names its product Organic anion transporting polypeptide 74D (gene Oatp74D). The record is from RefSeq and is a predicted model, not a curated record. The transcript is spliced from 13 exons. Bases 1029 to 3191 code for a protein of 720 amino acids. Gene Ontology annotation, biological process: transmembrane transport; sodium-independent organic anion transport. Lineage: Eukaryota; Metazoa; Arthropoda; Insecta; Hymenoptera; Apidae. Gene Ontology annotation, molecular function: protein binding. Gene Ontology annotation, cellular component: basolateral plasma membrane.